Desarmillaria tabescens is the source of this 610-nucleotide messenger RNA. RefSeq lists its product as uncharacterized. Lineage: Eukaryota; Fungi; Basidiomycota; Agaricomycetes; Agaricales; Physalacriaceae. The record is from RefSeq and is a predicted model, not a curated record. The coding region runs from base 109 to 444 and encodes 111 amino acids. The transcript is spliced from 3 exons.
GAUCCCGAGAAUUACAGCAGGAUGGGACCGACUGGGAAAACCGAUUAUAUCACUGGCACAUCGACGCUACGCUGUACGAUUUAUCCCCGCCUAGAGUGACCACUCGGUAUGGCUUCAAUGUACUGGCUGGUCCUCAGUAAAUAUGCCGGUAUGAUGACGGGACCGGCGAUGAACUUCCUGUGCCUUUGGGAACGACUGCGUUCGUCUCUGGGCAAAUCGUGUUCGAUAUCCUCUCUUCGGAACUCAAGAGUCUCGCUGUGCAUUCCAAAGUCAAGUAUCGAAUCUGUGGGAUCGGACUUGUCGCUAGGCGAGCUUCUUCCCUGGGAGGAGGCCCGGCUGAAGAUUCUGCCGGCUGUUUGGAAGGGCCCUGUGACGGGAGAGCUGCAAAUUCAGGUUCAUCCUUGUGGUACGACGAAGUUACUCGUUGAGCACGUACCAGAGUAGGGAAGGCCAUGUUAUACACUGACGGUACGCGCCUUACGGACAUGAGAAGGAAGUGCGAAGGUUGUUGUACUGCACCACCUGGCUAUUGCACCAAACUUAUUUACCCGCUCGACUGGAAAGGUGAUAUUCCAUAAUCGUGCAUUCCACCAGUGUAACCUCGCUGCGU